AUGCUCAGAUCAGCAGGCAUGCGACCACAGCGGAUAGCUAGGCGCACUUCCACUCGUCUUUGCGUGGUCCCUGUUGACAUUGGGAUCGGUUAUUUACAUGGCCCACUUGUGCCACCUUCAAACAGGAUAGCGACUCCCCUUUGUAGAUUUCAACAGUACACCACCAAAAGCACCUUUCCAAGAACAACAGGACCGGCAUCGCAGUCGGCAAAACAGCCGUGGAUCCGACCGAGAAAGCCAGUCAAGAACAACACACCCAACGACGACAUAUUUCCAGCAGAUUUCGAAUCUCAGCUUCGCUCUCUUAACUUGCCCGCCUCGAUCCCUUAUCUCGAUUCCCCAGAAACUCAAUCGCCAUAUACAUACCAUGAAGAAGCUACCAUAACAAUAUUUGCCACAAGCGACAGCGGCCAUGGAUUUGGAGUUGGUAAGGACAACUGGCUUAUUGCGGUACCGUCAGUAUUGGAAGGGGAGGAGGUCGUUGUAAAGAUUUAUCGUGACGGGUUGGGCUUCUCACUUGGAGAACUUGUGAGCGUUCAAAAAGCCAGUGAGUUGAGGACAGAUGCACAGUGUAAAUACUUUGGAAAAUGUGGAGGGUGUGGGCUUCAGCACGUGCAAUAUGAAGAACAGCUGCGAAGGAAACGGCGGACAGUCCUGAGGGCUUUUGCAAAGUUCGCCACAGAGCUGGGCAUACCAGAAACUCAAGACAACGGUCUUGUGUCCUCCGUGAUACCGUCACCUCUUCAGUACAACUAUCGCACGAAGAUGUCUCCCCACUACGAUCGGCGAAGACCCAACGUGCCGCUUGAUGGCAUUGGGUUCAACGAGCGGGGCCGAAAGUCAAUUCUUGAUGUUGAGUAUUGCGCGAUAGCGACAAAGGAGAUAAAUCAGCAAUACUCGAGGGCUAGAGCGGCUUUAAUAGGACAAGUGUCACCGACAGCCGUCAAUGGUGCAACCCUCCUUUUCAGGCAUACCUUGAUACCCCCAAGCAAUUUGAAUGUGAAAGAGCUGCGGAAGGGCCUUGUUGAUAAGUGCCAUGCUAGCAAUGAGACAUUGAAAGACGGCGUAUCUGCAGAAUGGCCUCCAAAAACGUUCAAGUCGGCAGCCGUUGUAGCUCAUCGAGCGCCCGUUCUUGAUGUCGUAAACGGUUAUAUCUUCCAGUAUCCCGCCAACACCUUUUUCCAAACCAACUCUUCAAUCCUUCCACAUCUUACCGACUACAUUCGCUCCCAGCUUCGCCAGCACAGACAUCAUCCGAGCUAUCCUCCGCUAUCUACCCUUGUUGACGCUUACUGCGGAUCUGGUCUUUUUAGUAUAACCGCUCACAACGACUUUAGUCGAACGAUCGGUAUAGAAAUCGAAAAAACGUCUCUUCAUUACGCCACUCGCAAUGCAAAAGUAAACGAAGCCCGCAAUUGCUUCUUCUACGAAGGCGACGUGAAAGCCAUUUUCGAUAGCCUUCCUGCGUCACUAAAGUUGGAUCCAAAUGCGACGGCAGUUAUAAUUGAUCCUCCUAGUAAAGGUUGUGGACACGAUUUUUUGAAUCAGCUGUUACGUUUCGGGCCCAGGGUGGUCAUAUAUGUCAGUUGUAAUGUAAAAUCUCAAGUCGAAGAUUUGAGAUACUUGAUGCGAGGGGCCAGAGCCGGCGUUAUCCCACCAGCUACUACCGGGAAAGAUAUCGACAACUCCCAAAAACAUUCGGAAACAGGAGCUAACAAAACCCUAUAUCGCAGCAGAUGGUGGUGCAAAGAUGAGCCCUGGACCAUUACGGGCGCCGGUAAAGCUAUCGCAUAG
Messenger RNA from Spizellomyces punctatus DAOM BR117, 1794 nucleotides. RefSeq lists its product as uncharacterized. Gene Ontology annotation, molecular function: tRNA (uracil(54)-C5)-methyltransferase activity, S-adenosyl methionine-dependent. The transcript is spliced from 2 exons. Bases 1 to 1794 code for a protein of 597 amino acids. The record is from RefSeq and is a predicted model, not a curated record. Lineage: Eukaryota; Fungi; Chytridiomycota; Chytridiomycetes; Spizellomycetales; Spizellomycetaceae. Gene Ontology annotation, biological process: tRNA processing.